This is a messenger RNA of Paramuricea clavata, 1661 nucleotides long. Lineage: Eukaryota; Metazoa; Cnidaria; Anthozoa; Malacalcyonacea; Plexauridae. The record is from the annotation of a GenBank genome assembly.
AACGAUGAAGAGAAAAUAUUAGUUGACGAUGGUGAAAAAGGUAACGACGAGGAAAGCGAAAUAGAAGGCGAAGAAGAAAUAUUAGUUGAUGAUGGUACGCUAAACAAAGGCAUGUUAUUCGUCUACCAAACUCAAUGGCAGAAACGUCUUCUUAACAGAUAUGGAAAUGAGUUAUGCCUGUUAGACGCGACGUACAAAACGACGAAAUACUGUUUGCCACUGUAUUUUCUUGUAGUGAAGACCAACGUGGAAUACAAAGUAGUUGCAACAUUUGUAACACAGUCGGAGACCACAGAGGCAAUCAAGGAGGCUUUGUCUGUAAUCAUGAAAUGGAAUCCCAGCUGGAAGCCAAAGCAUUUUAUGGUGGAUUACGCAUUGGAAGAGAUUUCAUCCGUUGAACAACUUUUUCCAGGUACACAAAUAAGAUUUUGAAUAACGGUAAUUGGAUAAGAGUGAAUGGUUAGCUAUUUAUUUCAUGUUAUAGAAAAGGUUCCAGCAGUGACUAUACUGUUAUAUAAAAAAUAUCAAAUAAAAUGUACUGUUCGACAAUCAAAACUAUAAAAGUACGCAUGCAAAUACGAUUGAAAUAAAAUUAACAAAAUAGGUAGGGGCCUGUGGCGCAAAUUUAAGUAAUUUCAUAUUUUUCGUAAAUGUUUCAAUUUUGUUGGAAAAUCGGGAAAUAUAAUUACAAAUUCCAACAAAAAUGUUAUAAUUAUAACAUAAAUUUUCUAAUGAAUCGACAUUUCAAUAAACGGUUUAAAAGUCAUAGCAAUAUACCAGUUACUCUAAGAGAGUCAUUGGAAAAUAUUUUUGAAGUGCAUCAUAUUGAAGAAUAAGAGUUUUGUAUGCUUUAUUAGAUGUUAUCAUGUUUUAUAAAUAAGCCGUCCAUUUAUGGCCUAUAUUUUACAGUCAUCCGUCAUAAAAUCAUUUGAAAGUGUUGGAAAUUUGCGAAGUUUUGCCUUUCUACCUCGGAAACUGUAUUUCUGCCACUGAUACUGAGUGAUAGCGCCUAUAUAUAUGCAGCUGCAUAUAAGUUAACCCUAGUUAACUAUGUAAUGUAAAGUGUGAGUGAUCAUGGUAAUACUAAUUAGUGACAUGUAUUUAACUACUAUAGAAUGCUUGGUAUUAAUCUGUGAUUUCCAUCAAGAACAAGCAUGGGGCAGACGGCUCUCAAGAAAGACCAAUGGCAUGGCUCAUUUGAAAGAAAAGGCGUUAGCGGCUAUGAGAAAGAUUGCCCGCGCAAGGACAGAAACGGAAUUUUUAAAGGAAGUGGAAUCGCUCAAACAAGAUGAAGAUCUGUGGUCAAACAGUAUGUACAAAAAGUACAUGGAGAAUAUGUGGCUAAAGGAGCACAAGGUUGGUUUUGCUAAAAAAUUGCAACAAAGGAUUUUGAUCAAUAACAUUAGAUUGGGCACUUGGAAAAUUCGGCGUCUAAACUAACUCAUUAACGCACAAUGCGCCCGUAUGCGCCCUGGAAUAGGCAAUGGGGUAACGGACAAUGCGCCCGAAACGACACGCCAUUUUCAUUGGCCAAUAAUAAGAGAUAUGCAUUUCGCGUUGCUUAGCAACGUGCACCUAUAAAAACACCCGAAUCCACUCUUUCAAAAGAGACCUCGUGCAAGCUUGUACAGUUAAUAUUGUUCAAGUUACGAGCGUUUUAA